CGCUCGCCUGCCAACAUGGCGCCGGUGGAGCACGUCGUGGCGGACGCCGGGGCGUUCCUGCGGGACGCGGCUCUGCAGGACAUCGGGAAGAACAUCUAUACCGUCCGCGAGGUCGUCACGGAGAUCCGGGACAAGGCCACGCGCCGGCGGCUGGCGGUGCUGCCCUACGAGCUGCGGUUCAAGGAGCCCUUCCCGGAGUCCGUGCGCCGGGUGACUGAGUUUUCAAAGAAAACCGGAGACUACCCCAGCCUCUCUGCCACUGAUAUCCAGGUGCUGGCGCUCACCUACCAGCUGGAAGCAGAGUUUGUUGGGGUGUCUCACCUAAAGCAAGAACCAGAAAAGGCUAAAGUGAGCUCCUCAAUUCGGCACCCAGAAACUCCUGUCAACAUUUUGGGGUUCCAUCUGCCUUCUAAGCCCAAAUGCCCACAAGACACUGUGGAUCGUGGACACCAAGCCAGCGAGCCAGAGGACCUAGAAUUCAGCUCCUUUGUGUUCUGGAGAAACCCACUGCCUAACAUCGACCAGGAGCUCCAGGAGCUGCUGAUGGACAGAGGUGAGGAUGUUCCCAGCGAGGAGGAGGAAGAGGGUGGAUUUGAAGAGAGCAAAGAGGACAGUGAUGACGACGGGGGUGGGUGGAUAACCCCCAGCAACAUCAAGCAGAUCCAGCAGGAACUGGAGCAGUGUGACGUCCCCAAGGACGUGCGAGUUGGCUGUGUGACCACAGACUUCGCUAUGCAGAACGUUCUGCUGCAGAUGGGGCUGCACGUGCUGGCGGUGAACGGCAUGCUGAUCCGCGAGGCCCGGAGCUACAUCUUGCGCUGCCACGGCUGUUUCAGGACAACGUCCGACAUGAGCCGAGUGUUCUGUGCCCAUUGCGGGAACAAGACCCUGAAGAAAGUGUCCGUGACCGUCAGUGACGAUGGCACCCUGCACAUGCACUUCUCACGCAACCCCAAGGUGCUGAACCCCCGAGGCCUGCGGUACUCACUCCCCAUGCCCAAGGGAGGCAAGUACGCCACCAACCCCCACCUGACCGAGGACCAGCGCUUCCCCCAGCUGCGACUGUCCCGCAAGGCCCGGCAGAAGACCGACGUGUUUGCGCCCGACUACGUGGCCGGGGCAUCUCCCUUCGCCGAGAACGACAUCUGCAGCCGCUCAGCUGCCCUGCAGCUCCGGGACAGCGCCCUGGGAGGGGGGAGGCGGCGCUUAAAUCCCAACGCUUCCAGAAAGAAGUUCGUGAAGAAGCGGUGACACGCAGGGCCACCCCCCCCCCCCAUGCUCACCCCUGCCGCAGGGUGAGGUGGCCUGGUGACUGCUCUCCCCGGCCAUGGAACUGUCGCGUGGCCCGAGGCGUGGUGCCCGGGAAGAAGGCGCCGCCGAGGGUGGCGUCUCUCACAGGCGUGGAUGCGGGUUUCUGUGCGCUGUUGUUAAAUAGACCGUAUUUUUGUUUCUUGGCUAAUAUGCAAGGUUUGUAUUCAGUGAUCCAAUGUUUAUGUUUAUCUUGUCAGAAAAUGUUCACAUAAAACUAGGAACUGAAAUUUGCCCCCCCCCUCCCUUUUUUUUUUGAGGAAGAUAAAAUCCAUUCGGGAAAGUGCAGCCCGGAAACUCCUGUACUGCUGUGCCCUGGAGUCAGCCCCGCUUAUCUGUGGGCUUUGUCUGCGUUUCCUCCACACACGGUCAACACGCACCCACGCCAAGUCUAGUCACGUGCUGCCAAAGGCAUGGCCGGCCCCCACCCAGCACUGCUGGUGCCAUGUGGUGGGAGGAGCCUGUCACGAGCCCCGAGUGCUGGCGAGCCGGCCAGGGGUUCCGCACCUCCUGCCCCUCCCGUUUCCCCGUUCUGUUAUAUCCAGCAGACAGGCCAGGAGGGGGAUGAAGAUUGAUUUAUUUUACUUGAAAGAGUUACAGAGAGGCAGAGAGAGAGGUCUUCAUCCACUGGUUCAUCCCCCAAAUGGCCACAGUGGCCAGAGCUGGGCCAGUCCAGAGCCAGGAGCCAGGAGCUUCUUCUGUGUCUCCCAUGCGUGUGCAGGGCCCCAGGGACUUGGGCCAUCUUCUACUGCUUUCCCAGGCCAUAGCAGGGAGCUGGAUCGGAAGUAGAGCAGCCAGGAUUUGAACCUGCACCCAUCUGGGAUGCCGGCACUGCAGGCGGCGGCUUUACCCACUAUACCACAGCGCCAGCCAAUUCCUGCUUUCUUAAGUUGCCCUUUGGCCAUGUUUGUUUCAAAGAAAGAAACAUGAAGAUCCUGCCCAAAGUUUAUGGGAAAGCAGAAACAAAAGACAGUGUCCAUUUUUCCACAAUUUUUAAAAUUUUUUUAAAGCAUCAGACACCAAAAAUCUGGUUACAAAUAAAAAUCCAAAAACCCUUGGAGGAACCAGCUUGCUGGUUAAGAUGCCGCGUCCCCAUUCGGGGUACCUGGAUCCAGAUGCCGGCUAAUGAGCACCCUGGGAGGCCUCAGAUGGUGGCUCCCGUAGUUGGGUGCCUGCCACCCAUGUGGGGGACAUGAACUGAGUUCUUAGCUCCCAGUUUGGCUUGGCCCAGCCUUGGCUGUUGCAGGCACUUAGGGGAUGAAUCAGCGGUAGAAGAUCUGUGUGCCUUUCAAAUUAAAAAAAAAAAAAAGACUCCAAGGCCUGGUUUUCUAACUGCCUUGACCUGCAGCAUGCAGAGCGCGUGACUCCAGCCCAGGUCACAGACGGUUUCAGGGCCGUGCCCAGCUCCCUCAGGAGGUCUGGCCUGGGCGCUGCAGCCAUGCUGUGCGAAGCCUGGACUCUGUGCGUGGCAACUCUGGAAAUGCCACGCACGGGGGCUGUGGCUGGUGGGCCAGCUUAGGUCAGCUGCAGCCACUCAGCAGCACCAGGUACACGAGCCCCAGCCCCCAGACUCCUAGCUGUGGCCCUGUGCAUGGUGGAGUAUGGAUGAGCCGUCCCUACGUGUGGACCGGCAGUCUGUGCAGCUGGAACUGAAACAGGCAACAAAUACCUCCAGCAGUGGUGGGAAGAAGCAGGUGGGGAGGGGAGGGAUUUGGGGUUCGGGCAGCAUGAAGGUGGCUAGAACGUGUAAUGCGGGGAGGUGGACGCCUGUCCCCAAUUCUGACCCAGCUCCCUACUGGUGCAUUUGGGAAAGCAGGGGAGGAUGGCUCGAGUGUUUGGGCCCCUGCACCCACGUGGAAGACCCAGAGGAAGCUCCUGGCUUCAGCCUGGCCCAGCAUUGGCUGUUGAGGCCAUGUGGGGAGUGAACCAGUGGAUGGAAGAUCUCUAU
This is a messenger RNA of Lepus europaeus (European hare), 3256 nucleotides long. RefSeq names its product NIN1 (RPN12) binding protein 1 homolog (gene NOB1). Lineage: Eukaryota; Metazoa; Chordata; Mammalia; Lagomorpha; Leporidae. Gene Ontology annotation, biological process: maturation of SSU-rRNA; ribosomal small subunit biogenesis. Bases 16 to 1251 code for a protein of 411 amino acids. Gene Ontology annotation, cellular component: preribosome, small subunit precursor. Gene Ontology annotation, molecular function: RNA endonuclease activity. The transcript has 9 exons. The record is from RefSeq and is a predicted model, not a curated record.